UCCUAUGCAUUUUCCAGUGGCCGAUACAAGGGGUCCCCAUGGGUUGGAAUCCAGUUGACGGCAUCUGGUACUGGUAGCUUAGAUGCGUCUGUCUCAGUGACAUCCUCUUUGACUCCCUGGAGGAGGCUCUCCUGUUACGCACACCCUUCUGCUGUGUUCUCUUUUCCUAGCGUACUCAUGGUUUAUUUACUGUGCCUUCCUGCUAGACAGCAAGCUGCCUGAUGGCAGGGUCGUGUCUGCCUUGGUAACUGCGGGGAUCCAACGCAUAGCUCAGUAUCUGCACAGAGCCGGCUGUUAGCCAGUGCCGAUUGAGAGAGAGGAGUCUAGUUUCCAGAUCAGUGAGUUGGACUGAUUGACUAACGAGGAAGUAUCUGUUAGAGAGGAAUAAAUACCCACCAAGAUUCAGUGUUUUCUUACUAGUGUAGUGCUUAUUGAAUACUUCCUGUAACUAUAUACACUUUUACGAAAAUGGGAUCAGGUAGCAUACCUUUUUUCUUUUUUUUUUAUUUUUGUUUUAUUGAUUAGUUUUGGAAGACACCCCUACACUGAUAUGGCCUAAUUGACAUAACCAAGAAAGCCCUACUCCAAAACUAGAUUACAUCUACAGGUAAUCUUAGCCAGCUGGUACCGGAUGUAUACCAAAAUAAUGGACUUGAUUGGUAUUCAAACCAAGAUAUGUUGGACAGUUACCAGAGGAGAAGGACUCAGUCCUAUUGAAAGCUGUGAAGGUUUGGGAGAUCCUGCUUGCUUUUAUGUGGCUGUCAUUUUUUUUUUAAAUGGACUAAUGAUGGCAUUAUUCUACAUAUAUGGCACAUAUUUAAGUGGCAGCCGAUUAGGAGGCCUGGUUACAGUGUUAUGCUUCUUUUUCAAUCAUGGAGAGUGUACCCGUGUGAUGUGGACACCACCUCUCCGCGAAAGCUUUUCAUAUCCAUUCCUUGUACUUCAGAUGUUGCUUGUGACUCAUAUUCUCAGGGCUACAAAACUUUAUAGAGGAAGCUUGAUUGCACUCUGCGUUUCCAAUAUAUUUUUCAUACUUCCUUGGCAGUUUGCUCAGUUUGUACUUCUUACUCAGAUUGCGUCAUUGUUUGCAGUAUAUGUUGUGGGGUAUAUUGAUGUAUGCAAAUUACAGAAGAUCAUUUAUAUGCACAUGAUUUCUCUUGCACUUUGUUUUGUUUUGAUGUUUGGAAACUCAAUGUUAUUAACAUCUUAUUAUGCUUCCUCUUUGGUAAUUAUCUGGGCUGUGCUGGCAGUGAAACCACAUUUGCUGAAAAUAAAUGUAUCUGAACUUAGUUUAUGGAUUAUCCAAGGAUGUUUUUGGUUGUUUGGAACUAUCAUACUCAAGUAUUUGACAUCUAAAAUCUUUGGCAUUGCAGAUGAUGCUCACAUUGGCAACUUAUUAACAUCAAAAUUCUUCAGUUACAAGGAUUUUGAUACUUUAUUGUACACCUGUGCUGCAGAGUUUGACUUUAUGGAAAAGGAGACUCCAUUGAGGUAUACAAAGACAUUGCUGCUUCCUGUGGUUCUUGUAGUAUUUAUUGCAAUUGUUAGAAAGAUUAUUAGUGAUAUGCGGAGUGCCUUAGCUAAACAACAAACACAUAUAAGAAAGCACCAAUUUGAUCAUGGAGAGCUGGUCUAUCAUGCACUGCAACUGCUAGCGUACGCAGCCCUGGGCAUUCUGAUUAUGAGACUAAAACUCUUCCUGACCCCACACAUGUGUGUGACGGCUUCCUUGAUCUGCUCAAGACAGCUGUUUGGAUGGCUCUUUUGCAAAGCACAUCCUGGUGCUGUUGUUUUUGCUGUAUUAGCAGCAAUGUCAAUACAAGGUUCAGCAAAUCUACAAACCCAGUGGAAUAUCGUUGGGGAGUUCAGCAAUUUGCCACAAGAAGAACUUAUAGAAUGGAUCAAAUAUAGUACUAAACCAGACGCGGUGUUUGCAGGAGCCAUGCCCACGAUGGCAAGUGUUAAACUCUCUGCUCUCCGGCCCGUUGUGAAUCACCCACAUUAUGAAGAUGCAGGGCUGAGGGCCAGAACAAAGAUAGUAUACUCAAUGUAUAGUCGAAAAGCAGCUGAAGAAGUGAAGCAACAGUUGAUCAAGUUAAAAGUCAAUUAUUACAUUCUAGAAGAGUCAUGGUGUGUAAGAAGAUCUAAGCCUGGUUGCAGCAUGCCUGAAAUUUGGGACGUAGAAGAUCCUGCUAAUGCCGGGAAGACUCCCUUAUGUAACCUCUUGGUGAAGGAGUCAAGGCCUCACUUCACCACUGUGUUCCAGAACAGUGUUUACAAAGUCUUAGAAGUUAUAAAAGAAUGACUGCUACUGGAACUGCUGCCUGCACAGAGCUCCAUCAGUAAUGGUUUUAGCAUUUUGCUAAUAAGUCAUACACUGUUUUUAAUUCAGAUCACAAAAACUUUUAUAGAUAACUGUUUUCAAAUAGAAAACGUUUUAUUUGGUGAAUUUGAAUACCAUUCUGAUUGUUAAAAAGUACUUAUACCUUAUCAAUUGGUUAUUAUUUCAUUGCAUCCCUUAAAAUUUGCUAUGCAAAUGAGUAUGUGCUUGUACGACUUAAAUAUUUGUGCUUAAAUGAGCAAAGCUACCUGUAUAAAAGAAAUAUGGCAAGGAUGAUAAUACAGUCCAUUCUGAACUGUGUAGGGGCUGAUUUUACAGUUCAUGGCUAUGGACACCCCUUGCUGCUGCUUCUGCCUCUUGCUAUUGUUUUGGAUAUUUCAAUAAUUAUUGUAAGCUUGUCAGUCAUGUCAGCCCCGGUCAUCAGCUUGAGUAAGAGUAGAUGGGGCAUAGACGUGGGUGUUUGUUAUGUGGAAUUACCUGUUUAUUUCACUUCUUUAGGUUCUUUUUGUUUUCUGUUGUCCUUGUUAAUGAAACAUUUCCUACCCAUUAUUAAUCCAAACUUCUGGUCUAGUGGUUUGGACAAAUUCCUUUAACUAUUAACUGUGCAGCAUUAGUGUGUCUUCUCUCUGUCUCCUUCCGACAGUCUUCGUCAGAUAAGUGCUAUUUACUCAUUUAGUUACUUACGAAGUACUUAUUUUUUGUUAAAAAAAAUUUUUCAGUGGCAACUCUGUUUUUCUCAUUUUUAGUAUUAUUCAAAUUUUUAUAUUUUAACUGUUAAAUCACUUUUAAAAUUUUUUAUGUUUAAUUGUCAUUUUAAGAAAACCAAUUUUGAACACCUACAAAUAUAAUGCAUUUAGAAACUAAUGUGUAUUUGAGUAGACAUAAUUUACAGUGGAACAGUAGGCUGUAGUAUGUGGUAAUUUUUCUUUUACUAUUAAGAUACAAUAAAACAUGACUAAUUUUUCUGUCAAAAAACUAAAUGAAUAAUGAUAAAUGAAGUGUUUAUAUUUUACUUUUAAAUAAAUGUCCCAUCUUUAAUGAGACAAAAACGUAAUGUUAUAAAUUUGGUUCAGAAAACCAUCAUUUCACCAUAUGAGGAGUGAGCAUAUUCAGCCUUCCUCUUUAUUUUGAAAAAUUUCAAAACCUGCUUUGAAUUCCUUGUAUGAAUUUUCGUUUCUUAGAAGUUAAUUUGUGUGAAAUGAGAUUCUUCAGUAUGGUAAAUUCUCAUAAUUCUGAGAAACCAUUUUAAGAUUUUAAAUUCUGAGCAAACCAUGACUAUGGCUGACUACACUAUUUAAUUACACAGUGUUCUCUUUAUUAACUACAGGCAGAUUAACCUCACUGUGGAUUGUCCUUGAGCCCUGAGUCCUCAGGACUGGUUUCCGGUGCCCACUCCUGGGAGCCACUGAAGAUCUGUUCUCUUUCUGCCUUCUUACCAGAGCCGAAGGACGAGCCUGGUCAGGGGGAAGCACUAGCUUUCUUAUGUUAGGAAGCUGAAAGACAGCACAUCCAGCUGAGGGGUGUUCCCUUGGUGUGGAGCAUCCCCUGUCCCCAGAGCCGGGUCUCCUUCCCUAGAGUCAGCUGGGGAGAUGCUACCUUUGUUCUCCAGAUUCCCUGUCACUCUUUCAUUUGCUGGUCUACUGGUUGAUUUCUUAGGCUUUCGCUCGUUUCAGAAAAUAGGAAGCAGCUGGGGAGUUGUAGAUUAGGAGAAAAAAUUUUGAGCAGCAGUGCAGCAAUCCAUCAAAAUGGCAAGAGGGCACUGAGGCUGAGGGAGGAUAGGAGGGACUCUCUCCCACCGUCCUCCGUGUUCGUCCAUAGCUGUGGUGGGGAUAAGUAGGACUGUGCUUGCCUUUAUCAGCAGCUGUUCUCACCCAAAUGUGGCUGAUUGAGUUCACCCAGCACUUAGAAUUUUUUUUUUUUUAAAUCAUACUUUUAAAGUUAUUCUCCAUUCUUCCCACCCUCCAAUAAUCCCCUUCCUAAUAAGUUCACAUGUCAUCAAUGGAAUUCUGUACAGGAAAAAAAACGUUAAAAUACUGUUAUAACUGUUUCAUAUGCUGGGAAAGUUAGAAGUUGUCUUUUUUUUUUGAGAAGAAUCUUUUUGUAACAGUAUUAAUAUAACUCCACCAGCAAGCUCUGAUGAUAUUUUAGGCAACUCUGUUUGGAACUGAGGCCUGGGUGGGUGAACUGCACCCUCAGCCUGGAUCCUAUCUGGUGGCAGCUGGUGCUGUGGACUAUAAGUAUCUUUUAUGGCAACAUGGAAUAGAAGUAGGCUCAAUAUACAUGACAAAACAGUAUUCAGCCUCAGUAUUUUAUGUAUUUUUAGCAUUUAAGAAUAUUUUUGCUUUAGUGUGAGGAAAGUUAGGAUGGGCAAGGAAGUGAUAGGAAUAGCUUUUACUGCUGUGACAUUUGGAAAACAAAGUUGGGGCAGUAUUUCUAUAAAAAGACAAGCCUCUAAACAGACUUGGCAAGGAGAGUGUGGUGGUGUAAAGCAGGCCAAUGACAUUAGAGAGAGACUGAAAAGAUGCAUUAGGAAUAAGGUGACAUUGCAUAAGAGGAUUGUAUUUUUGUGGAUUUUAUGCCAGUUGUUUACAUGUACUAUAUAUGUUAAAUAAAAAAGAUCAUGAAACAUAGGGAAAA
Molecule: messenger RNA, 4978 nt
Organism: Trichechus manatus latirostris (Florida manatee)
Lineage: Eukaryota; Metazoa; Chordata; Mammalia; Sirenia; Trichechidae
Gene: DPY19L1
Product: dpy-19 like C-mannosyltransferase 1
Exons: 19
Coding region: 632-2305 (557 amino acids)
Cellular component (GO): nuclear inner membrane
Molecular function (GO): mannosyltransferase activity
Source: RefSeq, a predicted model, not a curated record